Auxenochlorella protothecoides is the source of this 438-nucleotide messenger RNA. RefSeq lists its product as hypothetical. Gene Ontology annotation, biological process: response to oxidative stress. NCBI's taxonomy places the organism in Eukaryota, Viridiplantae, Chlorophyta, Trebouxiophyceae, Chlorellales, Chlorellaceae. The transcript is spliced from 3 exons. Bases 1 to 438 code for a protein of 145 amino acids. The record is from RefSeq and is a predicted model, not a curated record.
AUGGCCGCUCGCCCCGUCGUGAGGAAAGCCCUGGGCCUUGGCGGACAUGGCUCCGGUCUCCAGCAAGCAGUGGAGCACGGAAAGUCCACCCUCUUCUUCCGGGAGGUGUGCCGCACCCUGCCCUGGGUCGUCCACAACUACAAGCUCGAGGAGCUGACCACCGUCUCUCAGUUGCGACGAAACGUGAACCAGCUGUUCAGGCGGUUCGAGGAGGUCAAGACGCCCGAGGCGGUGGACCUCCUCAUCUAUAAGGGCCGCGAGGAGCUCGAGACUGACUUCUGCCCCGUCGGCCUGUGCUCCUCCCAGAUGAUCAUCAUGCAGCAUAAGCAGCGGCACCAUCUGAUCGACAAGUACGUGGGCCUGCCCGCCACUACGGAGCCCAAGCCCAAGCCCGGCAACCUGUCACCCUUCCUGGCCCAGUUCUACCUGUCCAACUGA